Molecule: messenger RNA, 808 nt
Organism: Anguilla anguilla (European eel)
Lineage: Eukaryota; Metazoa; Chordata; Actinopteri; Anguilliformes; Anguillidae
Product: coiled-coil domain-containing protein 106-like
Exons: 4
Coding region: 18-788 (256 amino acids)
Cellular component (GO): nucleoplasm
Source: RefSeq, a predicted model, not a curated record
UUGUCCUUAAUAUAUGAAUGUUCAUGUGUAAAUGCAUAAAUGACGAGAAGCUUUUGGAAGUUGUUUCCAGCCCAGAGAAGCGUCCAACAAAAGGGAAAAGGAGGCUGCAACUGAGGUCCCUUCUUAAAAAAGGGUUAUCUCCCACUGCUGCUCUGGAGCUGCAAAAACUGAGGCACAUGGUUCAACUGGAGAGAAGCAGAGCUGAAAAGCUGGAGGAGGUUAAAAUGCUGGAAGAAGCAAACAAGGUCCUGAAAGAGGAUAAAGAGUUUUUGCUUCACCAAUUGAAACCAACCCAAGCUCCACAAAUGAAACGGAAGAAGCAAAGUGAGGAAGUGUCCUCUGAUGAUGAAUUAAGCUCUUCAUCAUUCCACUCAAGCUCUACCGAAGAAGAGGAGAUGCCAAAGAAAAAAAAGAAAAGGACCCAUUGCCGAAGGGAAGACGAUAGCCCACGGUUUGAGAAGAAUCGGACCCGCAUGAAUACCAUAGAGGGAGUAAUUCAUUGGUACAGGUCAGCUUUAAAGAGCUACAAGAGAUGUGGUUCAAUGAAACGGGCAUUCGCGCAUGAGAGAGUUGACCGCAAUACCAUCGCGCGAACCGCUCCCAUUGCCGAGAUUGCCAUCGCAUUUCCAGAUGCAUUUGCUGACGUACCUGAAUGGGAUGGGGCUGUUGAGAAGAUGGCCAGCUAUGCCGACCGUUGCAGAAAGGCAAUAAGUGAGGACAUGGCUGGAAAAAUUAAAGCAAUGAAGAACAAAGGCCAGCUUCUGCCAAUCGUUUAUAAAUACACCUGACUCUACAGUAGCAUCCAGUA